Molecule: messenger RNA, 2145 nt
Organism: Larimichthys crocea (large yellow croaker)
Lineage: Eukaryota; Metazoa; Chordata; Actinopteri; Sciaenidae
Gene: ccr10
Product: chemokine (C-C motif) receptor 10
Exons: 2
Coding region: 55-1218 (387 amino acids)
Biological process (GO): cell chemotaxis; calcium-mediated signaling; G protein-coupled receptor signaling pathway
Cellular component (GO): external side of plasma membrane; membrane
Molecular function (GO): C-C chemokine receptor activity; C-C chemokine binding
Source: RefSeq, a predicted model, not a curated record
AAGAACGCCAGUAAGUCACAUCUCCAUCACACACACAGGAGGAGGACUCGGGACAUGCAUAACUCAUCGAACAUCACAGCCAUGGAUGAUAUCGACGGUUUCAGCUUCCCUGAGUACGAUUCAGGCUACGACUAUAACGACUCGUUUUGGAACGUGACUAACGGCACGGAGCCGCCUUUUUUCGACUCGGCGUCCGACUGGUGCGAGGCCGGCGAGCACGAGUUCAGCAUCAAAAUGUUCCAGACUUGUAUAUUCUGCCUGAUCUUCCUGCUGGGCGUGGUGGGAAACUGCCUGGUCAUCGCCACCUUCGCCCUCUACCGCCGCUUGCGGCUCCGCUCCAUGACCGACGUCUUCCUGUUCCAUCUGUCGCUGGCCGACCUCCUGCUGCUCCUCACGCUCCCGUUACAGGCCGUCGACACUCACCUGGGCUGGAUCCUCUCGGUUCCCCUCUGCAAGGCCACGCGUGCAUGCUACGCCGUCAACACGUACAGCGGGCUUCUGCUGCUGGCCUGCAUCAGCGUUGACCGCUACCUGGUGGUGGCACGAGCCCAAGAGAUGCUCAGGCUGCGCAGUUGUAUCUUAACGGGUGGGAAAGUCGCUGCCGUAGGCGUGUGGCUUGUUGCCGUGCUCCUCAGCCUGCCGGAAAUCCUCUACGCUGGGGUGUCCGGGUCCGGCGCCCAGGCAUUCUGCGGCAUGCAAAUGAGUGGAACAGUCAAAAUGGCCACCAACGGAGCCAUCAUUGCCGUCUUCUGCCUGUCCUUCUCCGUCAUGGUGACGUGCUACUCUCUGAUCGCUCACGUGCUGUGGGGAGGGCACGCACAGCGGCGCGGGAAGCAGUGGCACCGGCAGCGCACCUUGAAGCUGAUGGUGGCGCUCGUGCUGGUCUUCCUGGCGUUCCAGCUGCCGUACACCGUGGUGCUCUCGCGUAAAAUGGCGGGGCAGUUCUGCGGCCUUCUGCUCGAGUACGUCACCUGCACUCUUGCGUACGCCCGCUGCUGCCUCAACCCGAUCCUGUACGCCCUGGUAGGCGUGCGCUUCCGUAGCGACGUGAUGAGGCUCCUCCACGAUUCAGGUUGUCAUUGCGGGCUCCAGGUGGGGUCAGGGACUGCGAGCUCCUUCACCCCGACGUCACCGUGCUCUCCAACAUCGCCUGAACGAAGUUACUCCAGCAACGACACGGUGCUUCUCAACAAAUUUCAGUUCCCAGGCAAAAAUUAAUAUUCUAUAGAGCGGCCUAUAAACUCUCUUUGCAUAGUUGACAUGAAUAUUUCCCUCCAGAAUACAUGAUGUACUGUUAGUGAACAACUAAAACAACUAGCAACUGAACAAUUCGGAGUUGCAGCAUUACAAAAACACAUUUUAAUUUACACAGCGUAAACGGCAUAAAGACUAAUUUAGUUUAGCCACUGUAAAAUAAAUCUAAAAAGGUUUUGUAUGUUUGUAUUUGUAGUUGCUUUGUAGAGUUGUUGAAAUGUCGUAUUAAUGUUUUGUUUUAAACGUUUGUCAUACAAUAAAAUCAUCAGAGCUUAGAACGCAGUCACAAGUUUCAAACACCCGUUGCCGGUGGUGACACAUUUCACUCGUUACUCAAGAAGGCUUGAGGUUUGGUCGCCGGCUCUUGUCACAUCUUUUAGUCACAUGUGUGUGUGUUCGGUCACACUUUGUUUAUUUCCAGUUGUUCACUCGUCAGGUGACAGAAAGCAGAUGUUCAGAGUCACACACUUUUGUAACCACAACAAUUUGUAUUUCAAGGAACUGAAAACCUUCCCCGCCUACUGCUGUUAAAGCUUUGAAAUGAAGACUUUACAGAGGAUCAAACGUCUCCAGGUUAAUAUGUACAAAUGUAUAUACUGUGUAUAUGUUUGGAUGUUAUACUGCUUAUAAACAGAAGUUCAACACAGUGUUCAUUGGAUGUUUUCUGUAACUCUGUUAACUAAAACUUCAACUUUAAACUAAAUUCAACCUGUCCUAACUCGUGUUGUAUCCUCUGAUACCAAACACACAGGUUGUGUGUCAUUAUUGGACAGUAAUGAUGAAGUCGGAGUUAUUCGUCUGUGUAAAAAUGACAUGAAAGUUGUUGUUGCUUUGAUUCGAUGUAUAUUUUUCUCCACUGACUUUGCGAUUAAACUUUGACGUGUUUCAUAA